AUGACGCAGCCGAAAGUAACGGGGGCUACGCCUCGCUUCACGCCCAUAUCGCACACAUCAGGCGACACGGCUGAGGCGUACCGCUCCAUCUCUCACGUAUCGGGCCACGACUUCCAUCCUCAGACCCUGACGGAGACUGUCGACGAAGACACAUCCGGUGCGUGUCAUGGCCUCUCGCCGCGCCGCAAAACAGUCAUUGUAGCCGUCUUGUCCUUCUGCGCCUUGCUCUCUCCCAUUUCCAGCACUUCCGUCCUCGCCGCGACUCCCGAGGUAGCAAAGGAAUACGACACGACGGGGUCCAUCAUCAACGCCUCCAACGCGGCCUACAUGAUCUUUAUGGGCCUGUCGCCAGUAGUAUGGGGCCCCAUGAGCCAGGUGUUCGGACGGCGGCCGGUCAUCUUGCUGACGGCAGUGCUGUUUUUCCUUCUGAGUCUAGCGACGGCUCUGGCGCCGGAUCUGGUGUCAUUUUUUGCAUUUCGUGCGCUCUCGGCGUUCGAGGGAACGGCCUUUAUUCUACUAGGGAGCGCAUGUCUAGCAGAUAUAUAUCAUCCUACCGAGCGAGGCACAGCCAUGGGCUGGUUCUUGUCCGGUACUCUCAUCGGGCCGGCGAUGGGCCCAUUUAUAGGCGGCAUCAUCGUCACGUAUUCGUCGUGGAGGUCAAUAUUCUGGCUGCAGACUGCCCUCGCAGGGACCAGCGUCGUCGGUGUCUUUUUCCUGGUUCCCGAGACCGCGCAACACAAGAAGAUUGCAGAUUUGGAGAAUUUGCCCAAAAAGGAACGGCUCGGAGCAGUUAUGCACAUGAUUAGUCCCAUUCGCGUGCUGAAACUGUUUCGGUAUUGGAACCAGGUUCUCGUGGCAUGUGCUAGUUCGGCCUUGCUCUGGAACAUGUACAGCUUGCUCACACCCAUUCGAUACGUCCUCAACCCACGGUUUCGCCUGGAUUCCCCAUUGCUGGGUGGGUUAUUCUAUCUUGCCCCGGGCAUGGGCUAUGUCGUUGGAACUUUUAUGGGUGGUAGGUGGGCGGAUCGGACGGUCAAAGUGUGGAUAAAAAAGCGAAAUGGUGUUCGCGUUCCGGAAGAUCGGCUGCGGUCAGCAGUUCCGUUUAUGGGUAUUGUGAUGCCCGUUUGUAUUCUUGUAUACGGCUGGACGGUGGACAAGUCGGCAGGAGGCAUCGCGGUUCCGGUAAUCGCCUUGUUCGUACAGGGCAUGGCACAACUCUUUAGUUUCCCAUCAUUGAACACAUAUUGUCUUGAUGUAAUGCCGGGACAGGGAGCUGAAGUCGUGGCGGCCAAUUACUUUGUGAGAUAUUUGGCGGGUUGUAUAGGCUCAGGCGUGGUGCUGCCUGCGAUUGAGGGUGUUGGAGUCGGUUGGUUCUCUACCAUUUCGGCGUUGCUUCUGGGUCUAUCUACAAUUGGUGUCAUGGCCGCCAUCAGAUGGGGAGAGUCGUGGAGAAGGGCGACUGAUGCCAAGUUGGAAAAGCACAGGAGGAGGACGCCUCAAAGCUUGAAAAAGAGGAUACAGCUGCGGAGCACGGCGUGA
Messenger RNA from Metarhizium album ARSEF 1941, 1539 nucleotides. Its product is annotated as Major facilitator superfamily domain, general substrate transporter. Bases 1 to 1539 code for a protein of 512 amino acids. Gene Ontology annotation, molecular function: transmembrane transporter activity. The transcript is spliced from 2 exons. Gene Ontology annotation, biological process: transmembrane transport. The record is from RefSeq and is a predicted model, not a curated record. NCBI's taxonomy places the organism in Eukaryota, Fungi, Ascomycota, Sordariomycetes, Hypocreales, Clavicipitaceae.